Molecule: messenger RNA, 4688 nt
Organism: Toxorhynchites rutilus septentrionalis
Lineage: Eukaryota; Metazoa; Arthropoda; Insecta; Diptera; Culicidae
Product: sodium-dependent serotonin transporter
Exons: 9
Coding region: 829-2934 (701 amino acids)
Biological process (GO): serotonin uptake; sodium ion transmembrane transport
Cellular component (GO): membrane; neuron projection
Molecular function (GO): serotonin binding; serotonin:sodium:chloride symporter activity
Source: RefSeq, a predicted model, not a curated record
AGCCAAACCGUGCGGACUUGGCUCUUCCCAUCGUAUCCUGUGUUCGCUAAUCCUUCUCUCUCCGUCGGUUAGAGUGAAGGAGUUAUUCUGAAGAUACUUUUUAAAUUUUCAGUUAGUGCUUUCACUAUGGUAAUAUUUGGAUUCCUAUUGGUUUUAUUGGAAAUGAAUAAUUUCGUAUGAAACAAGUGAUUAUUGUGAACGGAACACUAUCUUUUUUCACUAAUGGUGAAUUGAAAAUACUUUUUAUUUGCACAUCGUUAGAUGAAAAAAAACUGUUGAUCAUGGUCGGCGAAAAUAGAAUUGAGUGAAUAUUUGCAUGGAGUGCUGUCCCAACAGACGCUAGGAAGUGCCACCGAAUUUGUCCAUCACGGCGAAGAAAGGCCCUAAUUAAAAGGAGGGAUGCUCCGACGCCAACAGUCGCGCCAUCCAAUCGCAAUGACAUCGUCAGGUAAUAAUGAGAGGACCAGCGUCGGUAGCGAUAGCACACGAGAUUAGAAUCUGCCCUUUCGGCGAGCAGCGGUACAACGGACGAGAGUGGGCCAACCCACAACCCCAAACGGCCUCUGUCCGUUUCCCGGGCGGUCUGCAGAGGGAAAGUUAAGAAGUUAAGAGUGAAAAACUACUCAAAGGAAGGUGGUUUCCCAUUUUGAGGUUGGGACGUUUUUUUUUUGCUGCAGUCAACCGAGCAGAUGUGAAGGGGAGCAAGACGCACUCGUUCCAACUUUUGUCAUUUAGAGCCUUUAAUUUCGAACUCUCGCGGUCUACUGUUCCGCACCAACAACCCAACUUAUAUGCCGACGCCUGAGCCGAUCAUUCCCAGCGAAGUGCAUGAAGAUGACGAAUGAUACGAACACAACGAAUCUCAAUGCGACGUACGACCAGAGUAGUAACUGCAAGAAGCGAGAAUCUUGGCACACGAAUGGGGAUGCCGCUGGGGAUACCACUGGGUCGGAUCCGGCCGCCGGUGGUGGAGGAGACGGAGGAGACGGAACCGAUCCGGAUUCCAGUCAGGGCGAUUACGGCGGCGGCGGUGGCGGAGGAGGAGGAGUUGCAAGUGAUCAGGCGAAGGAAACAACCUCGUUGAAUCCGAAAGGGUCGGCACUUAGCGGUAACAAGGAGCGGUCGUUGGUAGUGACGCUGACCGGAGAACGACGCCGGGAGACGUGGGGUCAGAAGGCCGAGUUUCUGCUGGCGGUUGUUGGUUUUGCAGUGGAUUUAGGCAAUGUUUGGCGGUUCCCGUAUAUCUGCUACCAAAACGGUGGAGGCGCAUUUCUCAUCCCAUACUGUAUCAUGCUGUUGUUCGGAGGAUUGCCUCUGUUCUAUAUGGAACUAGCUCUGGGGCAGUUUCAUCGAUGCGGCUGUCUCACCAUUUGGAAACGUAUUUGUCCUGCCUUGAAAGGUGUCGGCUAUGCAAUCUGCCUGAUUGACAUUUAUAUGGGCAUGUACUACAACACGAUCAUCGGUUGGGCGGUUUAUUAUCUUUUCGCCUCAUUUAACACCGAGCUGCCGUGGACGAAAUGUGGCAACGCGUGGAAUACGGAGGCCUGCACACCGAUAACCGCGCUGGCCAACUCGACCGGCAACAGCCUGACGGCGUUCGGCGAAAUGAUCAACGGAACGGCCACAAUUAAUGGGACCAUCGUCCCGAACGGAUGGCUCAGGAAUGGAACUGUCACAACGAUGGCCAGCGCAGCGGUUGACAUGGUUCGGACCAGUCCGGCACGGGAAUUUUUCGAGCGACAGGUUCUGGAGCAGUAUAAAUCGGAUGGACUCGAUUUUAUGGGUCCGGUGAAGCCCUCACUGGCGCUGUGUGUGUUUGGAGUAUUUGUACUGGUUUAUUUCUCGCUGUGGAAAGGGGUUCGGAGUGCAGGAAAAGUGGUUUGGGUAACCGCCUUGGCUCCGUAUGUUGUUUUGUUGAUUCUACUUGCACGCGGCGUUACAUUGCCUGGAGCGGCUGAAGGUAUUCGGUACUAUCUAACACCUGAGUGGCAUAAGUUGAGAAAUUCUAGGGUAUGGAUUGACGCAGCUUCGCAGAUUUUCUUCUCCCUGGGACCCGGAUUCGGAACGUUGCUGGCGCUCUCCAGCUACAACAAGUUCAACAACAACUGCUACCGUGACGCCUUGCUGACCAGUAGCAUCAACUGUCUCACCAGCUUCCUGGCUGGGUUCGUGAUUUUCUCGGUGCUUGGCUACAUGGCAAAUGUGCAGAAUAAAUCGAUCGAAGACGUUGGACUGGAAGGACCGGGAUUGGUAUUCAUUGUUUAUCCGGAAGCGAUUGCCACGAUGAAGGGAUCGGUGUUUUGGUCGAUCAUUUUCUUCCUCAUGUUGAUCACCCUCGGUUUGGAUAGUACUUUUGGCGGACUGGAAGCAAUGAUUACGGCACUUUGCGAUGAAUAUCCAAGAACGAUCGGCAGACGGCGAGAGCUGUUUGUGCUGAUACUGUUGGUGCUGAUUUUCAUCUGCGCACUUCCCACGAUGACCUACGGUGGCGUCUAUCUGGUGAAUUUCCUCAACGUUUAUGGCCCCGGGCUGGCGAUACUGUUCGUCGUUUUUGUGGAGGCGGCCGGAGUGUUUUGGUUCUAUGGUGUGGAAAACUUUUCCGCUGACAUCGAACAGAUGCUGGGCAAGAAGCCGUCUCUGUUUUGGCGUAUCUGCUGGAAGUACAUCAGCCCGACGUUUCUGUUUUGCAUUCUGAUCUUCUCGCUGCUGGGAUACGAAGCCAUGCUGGAGGGGGAAUACCAAUAUCCCGAGUGGAGCAUAGCGGCCGGAUGGAUGCUGACACUAUCCUCGGUGCUCUGCAUACCACUGUAUGUGAUCUACAAGUUUAUGAUUAGUGACGGUGGUUGUCGCAGUAGACUUCGUCAAACGUUCAAACCAGAACCGCUGAUACCGACCGCUGUGCCCGGUCAGAUCUACUCCGGCACUGCCGUCUGACAAGAUUGCCCAAGCGAUCGCAUGCAGACGCAGCAAGCGUCACGUCCAUGCUGCUGCUACCGUUGCUUUAAUCGUAUCGAUUCACCAACGAACUGUAGCUGUUCCCCGAAAUGCUACUGCAACUACAAUACAACUAAUCUCAACAUAGAUAAUACUAGCGUACGUCAUUCAACUAGUGGUACCAAUUAUGAUAACAGUAGCGAUAAGCCUAAGGUGGGUCUGUUGUUAGAUGUCAACGGGAGCUCCUGCAAGAAGCAUAGUGAUAUCGAUAGUACUUACUACUACUACUAUUAUGACUACUACAACCGUGACAGUGCUGCCAGCAGCUACAGCGGAGUGUAUUCCGGUUUUAGGACGACGAAACUUUCCUUUCCGUUGGCCACAGAGUGGCUCGUUUAGUUUCAUCGCCAAAGAUUUCCGUAUCGAUUCAGCGCAUCACCUACCAAAAAGACUUCCUAUUUUCUAGACAUAAAAGCCAAUUAGCAAACCUUACCGCCGUAUGGUUUUAGACCAAUUGUUGCAUUAGUUGUUCAUCAGAGUUUACUGAAGCUGAAGGUUCGACUCGUCGCAGAAACAGCCAAAUGCGGCGGAUUGGCCCCACAAAGCUCAGAACGUUACCUCGCUCAGUUUGGUUGAUAUUUGUUAGAGAAUAUGGAAGGGGAAAUGCCACCUAAUUGUAUAGAACCCUAACGACAGAAUAGAGGAUAAACAAAACAUAUUGCGUAGGAAUCAUGUUACAGGUGUUUGUUAAUAGAAGAGCGUCGUUUUUAUUAGGAAGAGAAUCUUAUUCAACUCAGUGUGUUAUGUGUUAUGCUUUAAUGAAAAUAGAUCAAAUGAUAGUAUACAGGUAUAUUGUACACAUUAAAAUAGCCAAUGACGAAAAUGAAAACAAAAUCUAGCCAAUCAAUCUAGUGUUUGUAUGAUGUGCUUUAGAGAAGACAAAAACAAUGAGAUAGUUACAUAUUUAUAGAAGCUAAGAGCCUGUACAACGCAUUCGUCAAAAUUUCGUUACUGUAUCCGGCUGUGGGGAAGAAAACAUAGUGGGAAUCGUUCGAUUCGGUGAAGAAGGGCUCAAACAGCAAGCAGCCAUUUGCAGUUUGAGCUGUCAAUCACGACUUGGACUUGUUCGAAAUUUCACCCUUGUACUUUUUUCUCUAGCUCGGAAAUGUGUUUGCGUUUCCAGAAUUGUUAGACAAUAAAUAGAGUUUUAUUUGAUUUUUUCCACCUGAAAUUUUCUGGGGUUUCAGUGUUCAUCCGAACGUCCGUUGGUUCAAUAGCAACUUUAGAAAAACAAAGAACAUAAGUUAUUGGUAUUUAAAAUCAUUACAGCAAGAAAAUUGGUUCGUGGUGGACGCUGUAGAAAAUUCGGGGAUGGAUAGAUGAAUAGUGUCACCAGCAGAAUUAUAUUCCGUUAAAAUUAAAAAAAAAAAACUACUAAGAUUGGCUUACAUUCUAUUAGGCGGAAGUUCUAUAAUACCUCGCAUUACGAGUGAUAGUUUACGAUGAUCAAUUCCAUCGAAGGGUUCUAAGAAGCCCAAACAAAGCAACUAAUUCACUAUUUUUCGAAAUCAGAUUUCAGUAUCUAAAAGUCUUGAUCAUCUUGGUCAUCAAACUGAGAAAGGUUGAUGGAAAGUAUCAAUUGCCAGUCAACAAAUCAAGUGUAUUCCUAAAGUGGCUUUAAGCAAUUCAUCGGCAACGCAAACUCAAUGGAAAUAUGAGAAGCAACGGGGUACAAAGUAGUAAUGAAACGCUCC